ACGAUCCACCCUGGCAAACCAACCGCGGAACCCCGGCAAAGCACCUGCUGAACCCCGGCGCGUGGAGCAGGCAGCGUGGGCCGGGGGGAGGAGGCGCCCAGGAGGAGCUGUGGUGAGGGUGUCCUGUGCUGGGGAGCCCAACGGCACGUGCUCGAUGCCAACGCAGUGUCCAUAGGCUCUGGCACACCCGGGACAUGGAUCACAGCGCUGGGACAGGUCCAUAAGGGCUCCCCAGCAGGCGCCAGGCGAUGGCAGGAGCUCAGGUGGGGCUCCUGGGAACCUUCCCGGAGCCCCCGGUUGGGCCGUGCCCUGUCUCUGAUUCCGACUCCGACUUCGAGGACGCGGCUGUGGGUGGCACAGGACCCGGUGCUGGGGCACAGAACCCCUCCCAGGUCAUCCACAGCGGCCACUUCAUGGUGUCGUCCCCGCACAGCGACGCGCUGCCCCGGCGGCGGCACCACCGCACCAAACCCGAGCCGGCUGAUCCCCGGAGCAUCGACCCGACCCUCACCCGGCUCUUCGAGUGCAUGAGCCUGGAGUACAGUGGGAAGCUGGUGUCACCCAAGUGGAAGAAUUUCAAGGGGCUGAGGCUGCUUUGCCGGGAUAAAAUUCGUCUCAACAACGCGAUCUGGAGAGCGUGGUACAUCCAGUAUGUGGAGAGGAGGAAGAACCCUGUGUGUGGCUUCAUCACCCCUCUGGAGGGGUUGGAGGCUGAUGAGCACCGAAAACCAGAGGCUGUUGUGCUGGAGGGGAACUACUGGAAGCGCCGCAUCGAGGUGGUGAUGAGGGAGUACCACAAGUGGAGGAUCUACUACAAGAAGCGGCUCCGAAAGUCCGCCCGGGAGGGAGAGAUCUCCAGUCCAAAGCAGGAUGAGGAUGUCUGGAGGCCAACAGAGAAAUGGUGCAACCAGCUCUUCUGCAACGUGGUGCCAAUGCUGCUUGGGGAUGAGGAAUCUGACACCCUCUUCACCAUGACACAGAUGCCCAGCACUCACCAGGCACUCCCCGAGGACGCGUAUGUUGGGAAUGCAGACAUGAUACAGCCGGAUUUGGCACCCCUGCAGCCCAGCCUGGAUGAUAUGGACAUCUCAGAUCUCUUCUUCAGCCACCGAACAGCCCCAUCGCAGACACAACUGGGCUACCAGGAGCCGUCCUGCUUCUUGCCCAUGGCCGAGCCCCUGUUUGAUGCCGGGGAGUCCCUGAUGGGUGCUAGGGGGCUGCCUGCAAGCCCUGAGGCCCCACUGUCACCCGGCACCCUCCUCCAGCCCAGCAGUGCCUCCCAGCUCAGCCUGCACAGCUCCUUCCUGGGCCCCGAGCUGCCCCCGGCCCCCCUGCCCCCCGAGCCCCCCUCUGCAGUGCCCAGCAGCUUCAGCCCCCAGCUCCGACACAAGCUCCCACUGCAGUACGACCUCCCCACCAAGUGCCUCAGCCUGGAGCCACCAGGACCCCACUACAUCCCCCCCAUCCUGUCCCCUGGGGCACCACUACCGAGCCCAGACUCCCCCUUCUCCCCCGCCUCGGCCCCCCGCUCCAAGUUCCCCUACGCCAGCUCCCCUGGCCCCUCUCUCCUCACCCACCCUGCCUCCCCCCUCUCAGCCCCCUGCUUCACCCCCCACACCCCGGGGCUGGGCUACCCCACGGGCAUGGUGCCCCCGGGGUACCCCGGCCCUGCUGCCCCCCAGCUCCUGCCCCCUGCCCUGCUGGGCGACCCCAGGUUUGCCCCCCCCAAGGGGCUGCCCCAGGGUGGGGGGGGGCGGCCCAAGGCAAAGCCUGGUGGCACCAAGGCGAGGAGGCUGCCAGGACCCACCGUGCCCCACCUGCCUGUGUCCAACCCCUGCCUGAGCCAGUUGCUGACCGCAGCCAAGCAGGACCCAGCCCUGGACGCCCCCCGCCCGAUGGGUGCAGGACUCAUGCCCAUGGCCCCUGUCUCCCCGGCACGAGGGGGAAGGAGUGGACAUGUGGCUGGAGGUGGCAGGAUUCACCCGAGUGUCUUCGGUAAAAGAACCAGGGCAGAGCAGCAGAGCACUGUUCCCGAAGUCCCUGCCACCUUCCUCUCCAGAAUGGCCCAGGUGAGCCCAGGACUGGCUCCUGGCUCCAGCCCUUCCCCAGUGGUGCCAGUGCCGCUGGCAGGCAUGCAACCGGGCUCCCUGAGAGUCCCCAAGGCAGAGCAGCUGUCUCCCACCUCAGCUUGUGACAGCAACUGGCGCAAGCCCAGCCAGGCUUCUCCAGGACCCACUGCAGGGCUGGGCACUGGCACCUCCGUGCACCACCCCGUGUCCCGUCGGGGCAGGCCUGAGUCCAACAAGCUGGAGAGCCGCCGCAUCACGCACAUCUCCGCCGAGCAGAAGAGGCGCUUCAACAUCAAGCUGGGCUUCACCACGCUGCACAGCCUGGUGAGCACGCUGAGCACCCAGCCCAGCAUCAAGGUCAGCAAGGCCACCACCCUGCAGAAGACAGCUGAGUACAUCUGCAAGCUGCAGCAGGAGCGGGCGGCUCUGCAGGAUGAGGCGCAGCGGCUGCGGGAGCAGAUUGAGGAGCUCAACAGCUCUAUCAACCUGUGCCAGGAGCAGCUGCCGGCCACGGGGGUGCCCAUCACGCGCCAGCGCUUCGACCACAUGCGCGGCAUGUUCGACGAGUACGUCCGCUCCUCCACACUGCAGAACUGGAAGUUCUGGAUCUUCAGUAUCAUCAUGCGGCCCCUCUUUGAGUCCUUCAAUGGGAUGGUGUCCACGGCAAGCAUGGAGAGUCUCACCCAGACAUCCCUGGCCUGGCUGGACCAGCACUGCUCCCUCCCAGCACUUCGGCCAACCGUCCUGAGCUCCCUGCGGCAGCUGAGCGUCUCCACUUCCAUCCUCAGCGACCCUGCCCGUGUCCCCGAGCAGGCGGCGCGGGCGGUGGCGGCGCUGGGACGCGGCGCCUCCUCCUCCUCCUCCUGACUGCCCCAGGAGGGCGGCCCGGGGGCUCCGGGGGUCCCAGCCGGGGCUGCGAGGGGGCUGUCCCCAUCUUCCCCCCCGAUAAAGGACUCGCUGUGCCACGGGCCCCGCCUGGUUCUUCAGCCCCGGGGCUGUUCUAGGGCACGGCUG
This is a messenger RNA of Lepidothrix coronata (blue-crowned manakin), 3083 nucleotides long. RefSeq names its product MLX interacting protein like (gene MLXIPL). Gene Ontology annotation, molecular function: RNA polymerase II cis-regulatory region sequence-specific DNA binding; DNA-binding transcription factor activity, RNA polymerase II-specific; protein dimerization activity. Gene Ontology annotation, cellular component: nucleus. The record is from RefSeq and is a predicted model, not a curated record. The transcript has 19 exons. Lineage: Eukaryota; Metazoa; Chordata; Aves; Passeriformes; Pipridae. Gene Ontology annotation, biological process: regulation of transcription by RNA polymerase II. The coding region runs from base 249 to 2936 and encodes 895 amino acids.